Molecule: messenger RNA, 1118 nt
Organism: Esox lucius (northern pike)
Lineage: Eukaryota; Metazoa; Chordata; Actinopteri; Esociformes; Esocidae
Exons: 5
Coding region: 360-1118 (252 amino acids)
Source: RefSeq, a predicted model, not a curated record
ACAGGUAGAUGGCAUUUGUAAUUACACAGUAUUAUUUCCAGAUAUACUUGUUAUUAUGCCUUCACUACUAAUGAAGGGUAGCUUUGGUUUGUCAAGUAUCAUUGUAUGCAGCCACAGGAACAUCAGAUGACUAAACGUAGCUUCUUAUAAAUGUUUUCAAUUGUUACAGAUAGAGGUGUCCCCUGCAAACGCGUGGACAGACGAGCCUGUUUGGUGGACCACAGACAUGUUCAUGUGGAUUUCACCAGCAGAGGCUUCCCAGUAGACCAGCACAUGCCUCUGCCAUUUCCCCUGCAACUGCUCCUGCCCCCUCUGCUGCUCCUGCCUCCUCGGCUGCUCCUGGCACCCCGCGGCCCACCAUGAACUUAUCAAUGUUUACUAAAUCACGGUUUGGAGGUUCGCAAGGUGCCACAGCUAAGCCAAACGUGAAUGUGGUCAGGAAAGCUGUUCAACCCCCUUCCAGCCAUGCUACGGCCUCUGUGAGGACCACCUCCCCUUUCUCCCAGCCCCCUUCCAGCCCUGCUACGGCCUCUGUGAGGACCACCUCCCCUUUCUCCCAGCCCCCUUCCAGCCCUGCUACGGCCUCUGUGAGGACCUCCGCCACUGGUGCCUUCUCCCAGGCUAUUGAUGAGCAUGAGCUCUCAGCUCCUGGCCCUGCUCGUGGCCCUGCUCCUGGCCCUGCUCCAUUCUGGCUGCCUGUGGAAAUGAUGAAGACAAUCCCUGUUCAAGAUCAGCGGUGGAUUGCUUCUACUUUGUUCCAUGCUGGCAAGCUGCGGCCAGAUGUCAAGCUCUGGUAUGAGCCACCAGUCCCCUCCCUGAUUUAUCAUCAGGCUCCAACACCAGACCGCUUUUUUACUCACCGGCUCCUGGCGUGGAUGCCCUACCACCUGUGGAAGGUGAGGGUGAUCUGUCCCACCUGUGGUAAGCAGUUGACAGGAUAUGGUGUCCACAAGAGGGCACGCAAGGUCCUGGACAUCGACAGGUACUACCUGAUGGUGACGGAGACACUCAGGUGCACUGUGUGUCGCCUCAACCAUCUGGCCACCAGUCAGACUGUCCUGGACCAGCUGGACCUGCCUUGCCGGAGGAAGUUCCGGCUGAUCUUGACGCGCAAGUGA